ACAGCCAAAGCAAUUUGUAGCUUCCAACACACAUAUUCGCAGACGACAAGUUCUCCACGCAACCCCUCACCGGCCACGACAUACGCCACCCUAAGCAGACCACGGCAAAAAGGUUGCCGACGCAGCCCGUGCAGCCCGCAGCACCCCAGUAAGCGUUUGUCAAAAACUGGCCUGACAGAGGCAGUGAGUUUCCCGAAACGACGCGCUGCAGAGCGCGGGGUGGAGGCCCGAGGUUGUCUGGCGAUGGUUUGGAUAAAACUCCGCUUCUUUCUCCACUGUGGUCGACGGAAUCAGUCGACUUUCUGCGUCCUAUCCCAACGUCAACGUCAACGUCAACGUCAACGUCAACGUCAACCCCGCCGCUGCAACUUUUGUGUCUGCAACGCUGCAACUCUGCACCAUCACCACCACCACUACUACCACUGUUUUUGUUGCUGCUGCUGCUGCUGCUUGUCAAGAUGCUUAUCCAGGAAAGCUAUAAGGAUGUGCCUACGAAGGAGGGCGGAAACAUGCGCAUUUUCAUGUUCCACCCUACCAUCCAUGGGUACCCCAAGGCGAAGUUCCCCGGUGUGGUCGUCUUCAGCGAAAUUUAUCAAGUAACGGGCCCCGUGCAGCGCUUCGCGCGCCGCAUCGCCGGCGAAGGAUACAUCGUCGCCGCGCCCUCCAGCUACCACGAAUUCACUGGCCCGGAGCCACUCGCGUACGACGGGCCGGGCACCGACGCCGGCAACGCGUGGAAAGUGACCAAGAAGCUGGCCGCGUACGACGAGGACGCGUCGCUGGCUGUGGACACGCUGCUCGCACUCGAGACGUGCAACGGCCGCGUCGGCACCACGGGUAUGUGUCUUGGUGGCCACUUGGCGUACCGCUGCGCCCUGGACAAGCGCGUCGCGGCUGCCGUCUGCUUUUUUGCUACCGAUAUCCAUGCACGCAGUUUGGGCGAGGGUAAGAAUGAUGAUAGCUUGAAGCGCGCGGGCGAUAUCAAGGGCGAGUUGGUUAUGAUCUUCGGCAAGAAGGACAACCACGUCCCCCCCGAGGGCCGCGACCUCAUCCGCAAGACGCUCCACGACGCGGGCGUGACGUUCAACUUUUACGAGCACGCGCACGCGCAGCACGCCUUCAUCCGCGACGAGCUCUCCAAGGGCCGCUACGACCCCGCCGUCACCGGCAUCUGCUGGCAGAUGCUGCUCGAGCUGUUCGGACGCACGCUGCGCUCGGACCUGGGGCCGCGCGAGGGCGGCGAGCAGGAGAUCGAGGACGUGUGCUAAACUUGCUGGAAACGUACGAGACGUAGUAGAUAAGAAGAGUUAAGCUCGAGAGGAGAGGAUGGUGUUCCUGCCCGUUGAUGUCGAUACAAAAAAGCCAGUACAAACGCAAUCAAACCCCAUCACCAGGCCUCAAUGCCCGUCUGUCUUACAAUGUGUACUCCACUAUACUCUACUGUACUCUACGCGUCAAAGCCGAGCCAGCAUCGAC
Aplosporella prunicola CBS 121167 is the source of this 1476-nucleotide messenger RNA. RefSeq lists its product as uncharacterized. The transcript has 6 exons. The record is from RefSeq and is a predicted model, not a curated record. Gene Ontology annotation, molecular function: hydrolase activity. Bases 459 to 1268 code for a protein of 269 amino acids. Lineage: Eukaryota; Fungi; Ascomycota; Dothideomycetes; Botryosphaeriales; Aplosporellaceae.